This is a messenger RNA of Candoia aspera, 3114 nucleotides long. Its product is annotated as intercellular adhesion molecule 1-like. The coding region runs from base 137 to 1219 and encodes 360 amino acids. The transcript has 6 exons. Gene Ontology annotation, biological process: cell-cell adhesion. Lineage: Eukaryota; Metazoa; Chordata; Lepidosauria; Squamata; Candoiidae. Gene Ontology annotation, cellular component: plasma membrane. The record is from RefSeq and is a predicted model, not a curated record. Gene Ontology annotation, molecular function: integrin binding.
UCCAGCAACAGAACCCUGCUGGUCUUUUGUGCUGAGGAAGACUCGUAGCAAGACGACAGCACCAACCACACCGAGACCCCUUUGCCUUCCUCAGGUGCUCUUCCUCCUUUGAGCCAUUUCUGCCCCCAGUGCAGUGAUGGCGGUGAGAACCUGGAAGCUGUUCACCCCCUUUUUGUGUUGCAUUGGAUUCCUCCUGGCCCUUUCAAGGGCUCAGAAAGAAGACUUACCAGCCCGCUUGACAGAAGCCGUGGUGGAAUUUGGACACUUCUUUGUGCUAAACUGCAGCAGCAUCCACAGCAGCAGCAGCAACUGUGAUAUUCAGGAAGAGUCUUCCCUCAGAUAUGAUUAUAGAGAGGAUGGGCCCACCUGGAAAGCUUUCUCUUUCAUUCUCAGUACUUGGACACUCCAUGCAUUAUGUUUUGUGAACUGUACAGAUGGCAAAAUCAGAUAUGACAAAACAAUCGUCACAGUUUACCAACCUCCAAAGAGUAUUGAGAUGGUUCCAGUACCAGAAAUGGAGGUCGGCAAGCCGUAUAACUUGACAUGCUGGGUUUCUGGUGUAGCCCCUAUCCGGAACCUCACUGUGACCUUGUUGAAAGGGGCAGAGCAACUUCUGGUAAAGACCUUUGAGAAUCAUACUGAACCUGAAGCUGGUCCUGUUGUGGUGAGCCAUCGCAUUAUAGCUCAGCAGAGUGACCACAACAAGAGAGUCACCUGCCAAACAUCCCUGGAUCUGCGUCCAAGAGGGCCAUUCCUGAAAAGCACCUCCCACAACAUAUCAUUAAGAAUUUUCAAACCUCUUGAGCAGUUGACCCUGGAACUUCAGAAGCCCUCACCAGGCCAACCCUGGGCCUAUAACCUGAUAUGCCACGUAAUAAGGGUGCAUCCCUGCCAUAGGCUUAUCGUGACCUUUUUUAAAGGAUCAAAGAGGUUGGGUUUGCCACAUUUCACAAACUGUACUUGGUCUGAAGUAGAAAACUAUGCAGUCAAUUACUCUGUCACCCUUCACCCAGAGGACCACCGUCAGAAAGCUUAUUGUCACGCAGUGGUGUAUUUGAGCCUCCAUGAGCCUGCCUAUCAAAUGAAAUCCUCAGAAUUUUCACUCAAGAUUGCUGAAUCCUAUUUGGCUAUCAUUGUAGCUGCUACCGCUGCUGCUGCUUUGCUAGUCAUUGUGCUAGUGGUCUUUCUCAUCUUCAUCAUUAGACUUUGGAUCCAUUAAUAAAAUGAAAAGGGUAACUCAAUGAAUCAAACAUUAUUUACGAAGAGACACCAGAGCAGGAGUUCUGUUUUAUGAGCGUCUCAUCUGCACGGAAUGUGUCAUGACCCAAUGGAGAAUCACUUUGUAUGUGGAAAAAAUCUUAAGGCUUUAACGAAAGCUCACCAUAUCGUAUCCAGACCUGAUCUUGAGCUUGUGGAAAUCGGAAUCAGGAAAACGUAUUCCACUCUCUGGCAUUCUUCUUUCUGCUUAAAAUGUCCCAUUCAAAGGAACCAAAGCUGCAAUGACUGGCUGGUGUCAUGGACCUCUGUGAGAUGGGUUCCCAUCAAUUCAUAGUUUGGAGGAUUGUUCACAUUUGAGGACUUUUUGAUGAUUAUAAAGUGAGCAGUGAUUAUUUAAAAGAACCAUGUUUCCUAGUAGUACAUGUUAAAGGAAUGUCAACAAUCAUGGAUGAUAUAUUCAUUCUUUUAAUAAACUGAUAGGGCAAUAUUAUAUUGAUGUAAAUGCCCUCCCCCUUCCCACAGUGUAUAUACUAUUACAGAAUGUAGUGAAUAAUGCAUUUAUUAGCAAUGCAAAAACUCUGUAACUAUAACACUUUGAGAGCAGGUAGUGAGAUACGGGUAAAAAUGUAUACAAAAUUGGAGACAUUUGCUAGAGGAAGACACACAGGAAAGUGCAGCAUCGGGACAUAAAUUAUCACACUGAAAUUAAGGACCAUUCUGUAUUCAACGAUGCUAAAAUUCUGUAUUUCCAGAUCCUUCACAGUGUUUUUCAGUAUCUAGCUACAGCAAUUUAAGGGAACAGGACAAAAGCCCAAACUGGAAUGGUUGAAAAUGGGUCUUAAGGAAGCAUGGGAAUGUACAGCAAUAAUUCAGUGGAUCAGGGAAUAAUGAUUUUAUGACAGACAGUAGACCAGAGGUAAGAAGACAAACAGUACAUGCAACAAAAGUUAUAGCUGCAAGAACAACAUAGUACAUAACUGCAGCACAACGCCACAGUAACCCCCAAAGACUACCUUACACCCCAAAUAACUCUGUAUGCUAGUCUUUCCAUCAAGUUGCUUUCUCAUUCUAACAGCCACUUAAAGAAACUGAGCCCUUAGAAGAGUUACCCUUGGAAUUUCAUCUUCCAGCAAAUGUUUAGCAUAACCUCGAGUGAUUUGCUUGGCAAGGCAGCCAAUACAGGAGGAAUCAACUGCUACCGGACUCCAGAGUAAACGGAAGAAAGUGCUCGACUCCACUGCUUGUCCUUUACAUGGACAACCCCUGAAAGGUGGAGGAAUUCCCAUGCAUGACUUUUCUGCAGAACCUGGGAGGGAAGGAUGUCCCAUCAGGCCUGAGGAUAAAGGCCGUUCAACAGAUGAUAACAUGACGAUAAGCAGCUGACUAAAAAGCUUCUUCAAAUAAAAUGUCAUAAUUGCUGGGUGAGCAAGAUGACUGGCCAUCAACAGAGACACCCUGAAGGGAAAUGACGAAAGAAAACACGCUGUAUUAACUGCAAGCACAGAAUUAUACCCACCUGAUAAAGUGUGAUAGCCCAAUAUGAUGAGCUCUUUAGGCUACCAGGGUCACCUAGGAUUAAUGGUGGCCACCUGCAGCAAGCUACACUAAAGAUGCAGACACGCAGCCAGAGCUUCAGGGCAAAGAGCCCUGCUUUGACCUCUAAAGAGGGUUAAGGAAAGACGUCUGCACUGGCUCAGGGGCUCUCACCAGCAACCAUGAAGAACCAGCCACCAUGGCAAACAAGGGCCGUGAGGAAGACACCCCUUUAGAAACGACAUCUUCUAGCAGAGCUAGCAAGUGCAUAUAAACCUACCCCAUGUUAUUCUGUUCUUUCUGCUUUUUUUAGAUCUGUUUUUAAAAGUUUGCCAAACACCUACAGUAGUUGUUUUUUUAAAA